Molecule: messenger RNA, 2331 nt
Organism: Ochlerotatus camptorhynchus
Lineage: Eukaryota; Metazoa; Arthropoda; Insecta; Diptera; Culicidae
Exons: 5
Coding region: 459-1604 (381 amino acids)
Source: RefSeq, a predicted model, not a curated record
ACAGGACGCGUUUUACCGACCGUUGGGUUUUGGAGGGAAAUAGCUGAACGGUUGUGUGGUGUUCGAUUUUUCCAGCGCGAUCAACAAAAGCAUUUUCUAGUGAGUUGUAGGUACACGACCAACAGAGUGAAAUCAGCGUCAUCAAAAUGUGCUUCAGAUCAAUCAUGAACGGCAACGGCUGCACCCCAUCGCACGGUACUGCUGAAGCUGAAGAACUCUCCACAUAUUGAGUUGAGGUACGUACCUACUUCUCACUGAACUUCGGCAAGUUAAAUCGUUAUUAACAGUAGGAAGAAGAAAGUGCACAAGAACCAGUGCGCUACUGAGCAGGGAAACAGCAAAAGUGGCAGUGUGUUUGUGUGAGUGGUGGGAACAACGUCGCGAAGAACUCACCCCCCGCAGGUCACGUCGCGAGGGAGGGUUAUGAGGCUGUGGGGACGGAUGCAAAAUUUAAUUUAAUGCUGAACAAAGCGAAACGACAGUACGAAGAAGACGACGCCGCCGACGGUGGCAGCAGCAAAAGCAACAGCAUGAGGAAGAGCUUUCGAAGCACCCGCCACGGAUCCGGAGGAAUAACAACGAUGAGGAGCUUCAUUGGAAUGCUAUUGGGAUUACUUACAAUAUCAGAAUCCCUAGCGCUACGGCUCACGACGGUCCGCAUCCCGACGUACAAAUUCCGCGGCGAAUCAGCCUUGCUCGAAUGUCAGUACGAACUGAACGGUCAGCAGUCCCACAGUAGCCACACUCACAAUACCAACAACAACAUCAACCACUACCAACAGCAGCACCCCCACCAGCAGCGAGGUCGAACGCGAAAUGACUCCUCCGGGGGCUCGCGCUAUGGCAGUGCCCACCACGAUGACUACUACAACGAUUCGGAGGGCGAAGAACGUCUCUACUCCAUCAAGUGGUACAAAGACAACGAAGAGUUCUACCGGUAUGUCCCGUCGGCGGCUCAACCCAUCAAAAGCUACAAAAUCGACGGCAUUCGGGUCGAUCCGAACCAUUCGGAUGGCACGAAAGUCCUGCUGAAACAGCUCACGCUAAAAUCGUCCGGCGUGUACCGGUGUGAGAUUUCUGCAGAGGCGCCCAACUUCGAUUCGGUCCAGGGUGAUGGACAAAUGGAUGUGAUACAUGUCCCCAAGGAUGGUCCCCACAUCAACGGAAGCGAGAGGAGGUCCUACCACAUAGGCGAAACGAUGGAGCUAAACUGCACCUCGGGACGGUCCUAUCCGGCUUCGACGCUGCAGUGGUACCUGAACGAUAAGGUCGUGACGGACCCCAGCAGCAUCGUCCAGUAUCCACGGUUGGUCAAUCAGCACGGGAUGGUGACGAGUUUCCUCGGGCUGAGCAUGGUCGUCCACCAUCAGCACUACAUCGAUGGGUUCAUGAGGAUAAAGUGCGUCGCAAGUCUGUCGCCAGUGCUGUGGCGCAACGGGCAGGAGAGCAUUAUGCAGUGGGAAAAGCCCUCGAUCGAUAACCGGGUUGCGAUGUUGUUGGUGAAAAGCAGCUCCUCCCGAUGGUUGGUCAGCAUGACGUUGCUACUUUGUUCCACCCUGUUUGCCAGGACCACCACCAUCAGUUCCUUCCGGUUGCAGCCGUAGCUACUGGUACCACUUCUCCCACCACUGGGGCUGCUGUCACCAACUUAAAUGGCAUCAUCACCAUCAACCAUCGCCGUUGUCCCGAAGGGCCGGUCCUGCUUGGCCAGUGUCGAGUGGAUGGAAGUGAAGUUUUUUGAAAUUAAAGUAAAACUUACGGAAACUUCGAGACUCGCCUGGCCACUCCGAUUGCGUUUCACUUCACCGACGACAGACCGGGAAAGAUGAUCAUGAGGAUGGCAACUGGAGAAGAAGAAGAAAACUAUAUCAAAAGUAGUGAGCUAAGUUGAGCGAGAAUCGAGAAAAGGACACACUUGAGAAAAGUAUAAAUAUUAUAUUUACGAUCUAUAGGAGGACAAGAGAGCCAUGGUAGCGCAACGUGAUUUACUUGAUAGCGUUUAUGGCCAGGUGCGGGGUGCCGGUGGGGUGGAGAAGGCCGAAGGACCCGAAGAACGAAAGAAAAUAGCUUUUUCUAAGUUUAGUUUUCCUAUUAAGUUUUUGUUUCGUAUUAAUUCCUGUACAGAGAGUAAGGUGUGCGGAAGGAGAGCUAAAGAAUAUCACGAGCACUGUACAUAGUGAGGCAAAGGAAACCCGUAAUAUGGUACCACAUAGUAAAUAGGCAAAGAGUUGAGCAAGAUCAACAGAGUGAUUGUAAAUUUAAUAAUUUUGUACAUAAAAGUUAGCUGGGAAUAAUUACUAGAAUAAAAUUUCCGCUUGAACCCAUAAAUAA